Messenger RNA from Serpula lacrymans var. lacrymans S7.9, 2511 nucleotides. RefSeq lists its product as uncharacterized. The transcript has 6 exons. NCBI's taxonomy places the organism in Eukaryota, Fungi, Basidiomycota, Agaricomycetes, Boletales, Serpulaceae. Gene Ontology annotation, cellular component: cytosol; cytoplasm; plasma membrane. The record is from RefSeq and is a predicted model, not a curated record. The coding region runs from base 1 to 2511 and encodes 836 amino acids. Gene Ontology annotation, molecular function: ubiquitin protein ligase binding; protein-macromolecule adaptor activity. Gene Ontology annotation, biological process: ubiquitin-dependent endocytosis.
AUGUCAAAAAUACGUAGCGACAAGAACACCCUUGCCAUCCGUCUUACAGAGUCUGUCGUCUACUUGCGCACUAAUGACCCCACAGGAAGGCGACGCACACAGGACGAUGUAGCGCCUUCAAUGAUUCGCGGACUGCUCACCUUGAACAUCGCGAAGCCAACCAGGAUAUCCAGUAUCGAGCUUGAGCUGCAGGGGAAAGUGACGACAUCCUGGCCAGAGGGGGUUGGCGCGCGCCGUAUCGAGGUAACAGAGUCCCACAAAAUCUUUUCUGCAUCUACCGUCUUCUUCCGUGCUGGCUCUACACCCUCCACGAGACGCACAGCAUCCGUAGGGCCAGGGCUCUUCCUGCAGCACGACCAUGACGAGGAUGAAAUACACACACCUGCGCGUCGUAGCGCCACGGCUACACCCCGUAAUGAGACAGAACCCGUCAUGGCUCGAUCGCCUACUGUCACUCGUGCUGUUAGCGCCAAUCCAGCUACUAGUGAGCAUGUGAGGACGUCACGUCGAGUAAGCGCCGACAACGCAGUUUUGCACCGAGAGAUCCAUUCACACCAGGAGCAUUCUCUGCCCUCUCCGCCUUAUACCCCAGCCGCGCAUUCAUCAUUUGUGUUUGAUGGUCGUCCCGGAUUAUCGCCAUCACAUACCAAUUCAUUUCCCACAAAUUGCCCUCAAGUAUGGCCUCUUGGAAGACUGGAUGAUAACCCGGCUCAGACGCUCGAAGAUCUCCGCCAGGCUUUGAGAAACCUUGAAUCUGGAAAAACAAGUCCCUCCUUGCAUGCACAGGGUAACAUCCUUCAGAAUCCCCCGUCAUCAUCUGCCUCUAGCAUUCAUUCGCACCGAGAUACGUCACUCUCGCGCAGACCUAGCAUCGAUAACGUGGAUGAAGACGAGUCAACCUUAAAUAUGAGUAUGACGUCGCCUCCGGCUUCUUACUUGCAGUCGCCAGUCACGUUGUCUCCCACUCCAUCUAAGGUUAACGCCAAUUCGCCAGAAAGCCCUGAUGAGGGACGUGGGAGGAAACACACACGUUUCAGCCUGGCUGCAGUGUCGAGCGUAUUCAUGGGUGCUGUCAAGGAUCGUGUGCGAUCCAGCUCUCCCAGAAGUUUCGUGGCAACUGAACAACGAAGGCAUGGGCGCAGCCUGGACAUGCACCGAGACAAAGAAAGGGGAAGAACAUUAGACAAAGGAAAGGCAAGGGUUCAUGAUGCCAAUCGAAUGCCAGUGCAACACAAAGAGCGUUCGACUCUAGGGAAAGUCGGAGAGAUGCUAGGCUUGGAAAGUGACGAGCGUAAGGAUAGCGGUGAAGGCUGGAAAGAGUUCAAGAAAGGUACUUACACUUAUCCCAUUUCGUUCACAAUUCCCGCAAACUCACCUCCGACAAUCGAGUGUGACUAUGGGUCUAUGGCAUGGCGACUCAAGGCGGAGGUACAUCGUCCGGGCGCUUUCAGGUCGAAGAUGACUGCAUCCAGAGAGGUUGUGAUAGUGUCAUCCCCUGGAGAGGAGGACACAGAGGAGACCGAGAAUAUCAUCAUCGAGCGGCAGUGGGAUUCCCAAUUACAAUACCUGAUUGCAGUGUCCGGACGUAGCUUCCAUAUCGGCGGUACCAUGCCUAUUCAGAUUACCAUAUUGCCGCUCACCAAGGCCAAGGUCCAUCGGAUAUCCAUCCAUCUCGAGGAGCGAGUGGAUUACUAUACCCAAAUGAAGCGCAUUGCCCGCUCCGAACCAGUGCAUCGCGUUACACUGCUUUCUCUCCGAAACCGCGACAGCGACAAAGACAACGAUAGUGAUGCCAUUCUUCCACUUGUGUCCGAUGAUCCAGAGGCAUUUAAAAAUUCGCCAUUCUACGAUUUGCUCAAACCCGAUGAAGACUGUUCGGAAAUGGCGUCCUCGCUGAUGGGGCCGGGACCGUGGACGUUUAAUCAUGAGUUGCAGCUCCCAAAUUCCUGCGCUUCGCUGCACUUCACGAAUCGAAACAAAAAGGGCAGUAUCAUGAUCGGACAUGUUCUAAAGAUCAUCUUCAGAGUAGAGCGUGGCGACGACGAAGCAAUGGAUUUAAAGACGGGGAAGAAGAAGUUGUUUGACAUCGUGGUGCAAACACCAGUGCAUAUCCUGUCGUGUCGAUGUAACCCCGAAUGGGUAUCGCUACCGCGUUAUUCCGAGGCCCUCGAAAACGCAUGCACCACCAGCUACUCAUCCUGCCCAUGUGAGACCAAACGCGUACGGGGUAUGUGUUCAGCCCAGGACGUGGACGGACAGCGCCAAGCGCUUGACCGUGUCGCCUCUCGGCGAUCGAGCGACUCGGCGGCAUCCACAGCCGAGAAUCAGGCUCCUGUAAACCCGCUGACGAUGCCCUCGCUGAGGAAUGGGAUUGAUAACACAGAUACCCUAGCAAACCGGAAUAUCCAGUAUGAACGUUUGAUAUCUGGCCAGGAAAGCGAGAUGGGGGAUGCGCCGCCGGCGUAUGAGAAUGUGGUGCAACAAGGCAGAGCUGUUUCUGCCGUACGAUGA